Molecule: messenger RNA, 2328 nt
Organism: Torulaspora delbrueckii
Lineage: Eukaryota; Fungi; Ascomycota; Saccharomycetes; Saccharomycetales; Saccharomycetaceae
Gene: SAG1
Product: Sag1p
Exons: 1
Coding region: 1-2328 (775 amino acids)
Biological process (GO): cell adhesion
Cellular component (GO): fungal-type cell wall
Source: RefSeq, a predicted model, not a curated record
AUGAUUCACAUUCUUUUUAUCAUUUGCUCAUCUUUGCUGGUGGCCCUGGUAUUCGCUGCCGAGAUUACAGCUAUAUCUUUCUCGGGACUCUCCUACUCUCCCUUAACGGCCUACCAUUAUCCUCAUCAAGGCUGGAAGGCUUCGUUCGACUUCAGCAUCAAAGAUUCUGUAUCCAAAGGGGACUACUUUGACCUAUCCAUGGCUCAUGUAUAUCGGGUAAAAUUCGACAACGAUAAUUCUAGCAUGAUUGCACAGUUGCAAGACGGAACUCAAGCAUUCCAGUGUUAUGUAACCCAACAGGCCGCCUAUAAAUUUGAAGAGACAAAGUUGAGGUGCGCAGCUCUAAAGGAGUUGAGCUCCUCUCUAUCAGGUUCCAUUUCUUUCUCUUUAAGCUUUAGCAGUGGAGGAUCAGCCUAUUCGUACGAGUUAGAGAAUGCUGGUGUCUUCCAUGCGGGUACUAACGAUGUGCCACUUGGUGAUAAGAUGUCCGCUCCAAUAACCUUUGACGCAUCUCAGUUCGAUGGAGACAUAUAUACGAUUGGGCGGACUACGACUUACAACAACUUUGAAACUUACUACUCGGCCAUGAAGUGUCAGAACGGGUAUUUGCUGGGAGGAGUUCAAACUAUCAACUAUGAUAAAUUGGGCCACCAUCUUAAUUUGGACUGUUCAUCGGCUCAGGUAUACCUGUCGGACAAAUUCAAUGAUUGGUCAUUACCGUUAGAGUACGAACAAGCCGGUCCGUCUGUUUCAUGCUCUCAAAGUAUUCUGGAAGUUAGCCUGAAUCACACAAAUGAAAAUCAGAGGUUAUGGAUCAAUGCCUUGCAAUCGGUACCAAACGGAAUAAAUACAAUUCAACACGAUGUUCAGUUAAAGUAUUCAUGCUCUGACACACUGAAAAACACGGUCUACUCCACCGACUUUCAUACCAUAGUUGAGUACACGAUUUAUCAAGGUUCCGCAUUUGCGACUAUUUCCGAAGGCAAUUCUCAGACGGUGACUUCAACUGCCACAUGCCAUAAAUGCACUACGACUUCAAGCAGCUCCAGUGGAAAUUCCUGUUUGCAAUGUUCGAGCAGCUCCUCUGUUUCAUCUAGUAGCUCAAUUCCAUCAACCUCAUCUUCAAACUCAUCGACGAUGAGCACCGUCUCGUGUUCUGGCUGUCAGCAUUCUUCUAGCACGAUCACAAGAUCAACAACGCCAUCGAGUUCUACGCCAUCGAGCUCUACGCUGUCAAGUUCUACGCCAUCGAGCUCUACGCUGUCAAGUUCCACACCAUCGAGCUCGAUGCCUUCCAGUUCGAUGCCUUCCAGUUCGAUGCCUUCCAGUUCGAUGCCUUCCAGUUCGAUGCCUUCUAGUUCGGCAUCUUCUAUUUCGAUGCCUUCCAGUUCGAUGCCUUCCAGUUCGAUGCCUUCUAGUUCGGCAUCUUCUAUUUCGACGUCUUCCGGCUCGACGUCUUCCACUUCUACCCCCUCAUCUUCUACCCCCUCAUCUUCUACACCAUCGAGACCAACGAGUUCCAGCUUUCAACCAUCUGGUUCAUCACCUUCAAAUUCAACUUCAUCGACUUCGACAUCAAUCUCAGAUUCGAUAUCAUCUACGUUCACUACCUCAAGUGAUUUAACAUCGAGUUCUUUAGCUUCUCAAUCAUCGAGUUUUCUACCAUCCAGCUCUUCAGCACCAUCUCCCACAAUUUCGACUGUCUCAUCAUCUUGUACAUUUGGCGAGACGACCAAUGAGUCCCUCAGUCAAGCUAUUCCCUCUUCUUCUUCCCGGCCUCCAAUCGAUAAAACAUCACAGGACUCUACAACGGCUAGCACAGGAACCUCGCAUUCCUGCACAGAAUGCCACGGCUCUGGUACUUUGUCCACUUUAAGCUCGACUAGUCGUGUAACAUUUUCAUGCAGUACUUGUCCUGAUUCUACAGGCUCAGAUGCGUUUACGACACAACCAACCGAAUGCAUGAGCUGUCUUGAGGACGCAACUCCAAUUCCAUCGACAGAUUCGAAUACGACAGUUUAUUCAGUCAAUAGUACUAUGGUACAACCUACAGUCUGGUCAUCAGCUACUAUAAGCCUCAUUACCGAGCCAAGUCAAGAGAUCAUCAAAACCUCUUCAAAUUCAAUUAAUACCCUCAUUCCAUUCAACACUCUCACUAGCACUACUAGCAUGAGUGGUUACACCAGUUCGACACCAAGACCAUUGUCAUUGCAGCCAACUCCUCUCGUAUCAGAUAGCUCGACCUCAAUCUAUGAAGGCAGGGCUGCUGCUCUGCCUAUACGGGACCCAUUCACUCUAUUCUGUGCGCUUUUCUUCCUAAUGCUUUAG